Babesia bigemina is the source of this 1110-nucleotide messenger RNA. Its product is annotated as Ribokinase like superfamily protein, putative. The coding region runs from base 1 to 1110 and encodes 369 amino acids. The record is from RefSeq and is a predicted model, not a curated record. Gene Ontology annotation, molecular function: kinase activity. Lineage: Eukaryota; Apicomplexa; Aconoidasida; Piroplasmida; Babesiidae. The transcript has a single exon.
AUGAACGCCUCUUACAUCUUCGCUGCCUUUGUUGGCAUUUUCGCAUACGCUGUGCAGUUUGCACACUGCAAGCGUGCCUGCGGUUUUGAAAAGAUUGAAAGGGGUUCCAAGAGUAUCCUCUUCGUCGGUCACCCUAUGAUUGAUAUUUACGCAAGGGCGGACUACUCCGUAGUUGAGCAGUUGAACGUUGCGAAAGGUGAACCGCGUCUUAUCACUCCUGAAACAUUCAGGCAGCUUGGUGAGAUGGUCAACGUUGAAGCCCGCAAUGCUGGUGGUUCGGCUUGCAACACUGCUCGCGCCUUCGGUUACCUCGGUGGAAAGGCCGCCUUUUUCGGUCUUGUUGGUGAAGAUGAGGAGGCUGAAAUAUUCAAAAAGUCCCUUACCGACAAUAAUGUUGAGGAUCUGACUCGUCGUAUUCCGGACACUUUCACUUCCCAAUUGUACUCUCUUGUGACGCCAGACAAGGAGCGCACCAUGUAUCUGAUGUUCGGCGCUUCUCACAAGCUGAAGUCCACUGACUUGGAUGAGAGCAUCAUGGAAAGGUUCGACUACUACGCCGUGAACGGUUUCAUGUUUGCUGACGAGGAGCAGGUUAAGUUCACUCACAAGAUGAUUGACGCUGCUCUUAACCGCGGUAAAGGUGUCAUCACGCUCUUUGCCAACAGCUUCUGCAUUCGCCGUAACGGCAAAUACUUGAAGCCCAUUGUUGAGGUGUCUGCUUACAUUUCUGGUAACCUUGAGGAAUAUUCCGAGUUGUACGAAAUGUCUGACCGUGAAGAAUUGUUCCGUAUGUUCGAAAAGCGCACCCAGGGUAUGUUCCCUCAGCACAAGUUGGUUAUCAUCACUAUGGGUGGUGAAGGUGCCAUGCUUAUCUACAAGGGCAAGCGCUACCACGUGCCUCCUUGCAACGUGGAGGUCGUUGACACCACUGGUGCUGGUGACUUCUUUGCUGCAUCGAUUCUCUACGCCGCUUUGAACGGUUUCUCGAUGAAGAAGGGUGGCAAGUUCGCGCAUGCUUUGGUUGGCGACAUCAUUUCGCGCAUGGGUAUUCAAAUCAGCGAAGGUGUCCGUGCCGAGAUCGAUGAGCUCAAGGACUGCCUUACUCUUUAA